Messenger RNA from Colletotrichum navitas, 7514 nucleotides. RefSeq names its product mycocerosic acid synthase. The record is from RefSeq and is a predicted model, not a curated record. Gene Ontology annotation, molecular function: fatty acid synthase activity; oxidoreductase activity; phosphopantetheine binding. The transcript has 8 exons. The coding region runs from base 214 to 7449 and encodes 2411 amino acids. NCBI's taxonomy places the organism in Eukaryota, Fungi, Ascomycota, Sordariomycetes, Glomerellales, Glomerellaceae. Gene Ontology annotation, biological process: secondary metabolite biosynthetic process; fatty acid biosynthetic process.
CAAGACCCUUGCUGAAGGUCUAAAGGGUGGAAAAUUAUGGGGUAAUGCUACUAAAACCAUACCUAAGCCUCGGAAUUUCCUCACUUCAUGGACAAACUUCUGACUAGACUUCUGAGCGCGAGAACACCCUCUUCGCUUUUCACUGCUCCUUCUUGAUCCAGAGGAGCCACAGUCAGAGCAACAGUCCGGCUCCAUUUCUAUCUUAGCUAAAAGAUGGCUGAACCUAUUGCUGUCAUUGGCCUAGAUGCCAAGCUUCCAUGCGACGGAGAUACUGUCGAGAAGUUCUUUCAGUUCCUAGUUGACGGAAGAUCUGCGAGAGGACCUGUUCCAUCCGAUCGAUACAAUGCGGAAGCUUUCUGGCACCCCGACCAUCACAGAGACGGAGUGAUUGGCGGCAAAGAAGGACACUUCUUGAAUGCUAAUGUGAAGGCGUUUGAUGCGCCCUUCUUCGCCAUGACACCUGCUGAGGCUGCAAACUUGGAUCCUCAGCAGCGAAUGCUGCUUGAAUGUGUUUACACUGCCAUGGAAAACGCUGGUUAUACCAUGGCUGACAUGCACAACUCGCUAACGGGCAUGUAUGUUGGAUCGUUCAUGUGGGACUUUCGUGAUCUUUUGAUCAAAGACGUGGAUGUACCGAUGACGUACACUGCGACCGGUACCAUCGCUAGCACAUUAGCUGGGCGCGUCUCAUGGUUCUAUGGUCUGAGAGGACCGGCUCUUAGCGUCGACACUGCUUGUUCAAGUAGCAUGGUCGCUCUUCACCAGGCUGUUGUUGGCUUGAAGUCCCGCGACUGUAACAUAGCAAUUGCAUGCGGCACCAACGUAUUGCUCACACCUGAAAUGGGCCUGGAGCUCAACGGCCUUGGUGUUCUUGACCCAGCAGGUGCCUCGAAGAGCUUCGAUAAGAGUGCAAACGGAUACGGAAGAGGCGAAGGUAUCGCAGUGGUCGUUCUCAAAAGGCUGUCAGAUGCAGUUCGCGACGGAGAUACCAUCCGUGCUGUUAUCCGCAAUUCCGGAUGCAACCAUGACGGUCACUCUCCUGGCCUUACGGCACCUGCUAAGGAGGCCCAGGCUGAACUUAUGCGAAUGACAUAUGCUAAAGCCCAGCUUGACCCUUCUGAAACGCGCUUUUUUGAGGCCCACGGAACUGGAACCAACGUGGGCGAUCCCACUGAGGCGGCUGCUAUCAGCGAAAUGUUCACCCCGUAUCGUUCGGCAGAAGAGCCUCUGAUCAUUGGAGCCCUCAAGAGCAAUAUCGGACACACCGAGGGCAACUCUGGCGUUGCAUCUUUCAUUAAGGGUGUACUCUGCCUGGAAAAGGGUAUUAUCCCUGCAAACGCAUGGUUCGAGGAGAAGAACCCCAGGAUUCCAGACGAGUGGAAUCUCUAUUUUCCGACCAAGGCGAUGCCCUGGCCCAAGACCAAGUCAGGUGUCCGUCGACUUUCCAUCAACUCGUUCGGUAUUUCGGGCACAAACGCGCACGUCGUUAUGGACGACGCCCUUACUUGCCUCAAAGAGCUUAACUAUGUGGCGCCUCACCGAACUGUCGAAGUGCCUCGACUGCCAGACCCAUCUUCGAGCCAAAUAACUCCGGUCAUCAAUGGGACUCAUUUUACUCCGCAGCUGUUUGUCUUUAGCAGUCAGGAUCAAGAUGGCAUCACUAGAAUUUGCAACGCAUACAAGGAAUACUUGCCAACCAUGACUGAGUCUCUUUACAAUCUCAGCUACACAUUAGCGACGAAGAGGUCUCGGUUCCAUUGGCGCAGCGCAGUCGUCGCCAGUUCAGGAAAGGAAUUGGAAGACAUCCUUUCCAAAAGCCAAUCAGCUACGCGGGCUGUCGCCGAACCCGGUCUUGGACUUGUAUUCACGGGCCAGGGAGCGCAGUGGGCUCGCAUGGGACAUGGGCUCAUGCACUACUCACCCUACCGACAAAGUCUCGAAAGUGCAGAUGCGUAUCUCAAGACGGUGGGAUGCGAAUGGUCUGUCAUCGAUGAACUUUCAAAGAAGGCUGAAGACUCCCGGAUCAAUGACGCUGAAUUCUCGCAAACUUUGUGCACCGCUGUACAGGUUGCUUUGGUCGAUCUACUGGCUGAUUGGGGGGUGCAAUUCCGUGCUGCUGCCGGUCAUUCCUCUGGUGAAAUCGCAGCUGCCUACUCUGCUGGUGCUAUUUCGCAAGAGUCCGCUUGGCGUAUUGCAUACUGGCGUGGAAAGCUCUCUGCCAAGUUGGCUCGCUCUCCCGAACAGCCAAAGGGUACUAUGGCCGCUGUCGGCCUGGGCUUGGACAAGGCUCUGGAGUACAUCGACAGAGUCAACAAGUCUGGCUUCGAGAGCGUUGGAAAACUUGCUGUUGCUUGCAUGAAUAGCAAAACCAGUCACACUAUCAGUGGAGAUGUUGCGCAAAUCGAUGCACUGGUUCAACUGCUCAACGAGGAGUCCAUCUUUGCUCGUAAGCUCAAGGUCGAGAUGGCGUACCACUCGAAGCUCAUGGAGCCUAUUUCAAAGGAGUACGCCAGCUUAAUCGGAGAGAUUGAGCCAGGCUCGCCCAUCGGCCAAUCCUCUAACGUGCAAUUCUUCUCAUCGGCAUACGGGUCGCAUAUUCAACACUCCAAGCUUCGAGAGGCCGCUUACUGGACUACGAACCUAACGUCGCCAGUCAGGUUCAACGAGUCAAUGACAGCCAUGCUUCAAGCCCUAACCGGUGUCGAGGGCGAAGGUAGCAAAUCCCAUCUCGUCACAGACAUUAUCGAGAUCGGACCCCAUUCGGCCUUACAGGGCCCGCUACGAAACAUUAACGAUGAGGUCAGAGGCAACGCCGGUGUCAAGUAUCAUCAUCUCCUCAAGCGUGGUGAGCCAGACUUGCAAAUAAGCAUGGAGGGAGUUGGAUCUCUGUUCACUCGGGGGAUUGAACUUGACCUGGUAAAGGUCAACCACGUUGACGGAGUGCAGCCGUCAAUGAUGAUUGACCUUCCUCGGUAUCCCUUCAACCACACUCGGGAAUACUGGAACGAAUGUCGACUCAGCAGAAACUUCCGCUUCCGCCCGUACCCUCGCCACGAGCUCCUCGGAGCGCCCGUCAAUGACUGGGACGGCCAACAUGAUGCCAUCUGGCGCAAUUGGAUUCGUCUCUCGGAGAACCCGUGGGUGGAACAUCACACUAUCUCCGGAUCUGUGUUGUACCCUGCUGCGGGCAUGCUCGUCAUGGCAAUUGAGGGUUGCAAACAGCUCGCCGAGCGUUCGUGUCCCGAGAAGAAAAUCAAGGGAAUCCGUUUCCGUGAGGUCUCUUUCCAUUCAGCGUUGCAGGUUCCCGACGACGCGAUGGGCGUCGAGUCACACUUGUACCUGCGACCCGUCAAGCAGGCCGCCUUGGAGACGAAGCCUUCGGCUUGGCGCGAGUUCCAAGUCUGCACCGCCCAGGAUGAUGACCAAUGGCGGGAACACUGCUGUGGCCAGGUCCUCAUCGAGUUUGAAGAGGCAGCAUCAGCUGUAGAUGGCGGCCUUGAAGAUGAAGCGUUCAUGGCCCAUUGCAAGGCCAGAAUUGAUGACGCUCAACAGAAGUGCAAGACUCGGGGCACAUCCGACAAGAUAUACCAAGCGUGGGAAGAUGUCGGCUUUGUGUUUGGCCCAACGUUCCAAACCGUGUCGGACUUUGCUGUCGACCACGAAUCAGGCGUAACUCUGGCCAAGGUCAAGCCGACCGUACCCUUGCUGAAGACGAUGAUGCCCAAGGAAUAUCUUCGACCGCAUUUGAUCCACCCAACGACACUGGAUGGCGCACUCCAAGCGUGCUUGGUACCACUUGUGUCUAACCCCGCCAAGAAACAAAAGAGUCCCAUUGUCAUUUCUUUCAUGGACGAGCUCUGGGUUUCCGCUUCCCAGCAUUCGGAAGACGAAUAUCUCGUUUUCGCAGACUCCGCCUCUCAUGGGCGCAAAAAGCAUCUCAUGUCCUGCACUGCUGUGGACUCCAAGUCAAACGAGCCCAUGAUCAAACUCUCGGGCUGUAUUGUGACAGAGGUCGACGGUUCUGACGACUCUACAUCUGUACAUGACCCACGCCACAGAGCAUGGAACAUUGAUUACAAGCCGGAUCCCGCGCUUCUCCGUACCGAGAAGGCCGAGAAGAUCUUUGAAGGAGCCGAGGGCUUCCACAAGUAUCUGGAUGCACUUGCUCACAAGAACCCGUCGAUGAAGUUCCUCGAUAUCAGCAACGGCACUUGCACCUCGGCAAAGAAAGUCUUGUCCACCCUGGGACAGCGCUAUGUCCAGUAUGACCUUGUCGACAGCUCGUCUUCUUUCUUGGACGAGGCGCGAACAAGCAUUUCCGAAGAAGGCAAUGUUCAAUUCAAGGUUGUUGACAUCAAGGCUGAGCUAGCUUCUCAGGAUGUCGAGUUGGCAUCGUAUGAUGUUCUAAUUGCACCGAUUCGCGCCAUACCUAACAACGAUAUUGACGGGGUCCUUCGCAGAAUUUUGAGGCUCCUCAAGCCCGAGGGCAAGCUCCUUCUCACAGAGGCACGAAGCAAAGCCAUGGCAAAAAUUUGGGGCACUUGCUUGACCCGGAACGGAUUCGCUGGUGUCGAUGCUAUGCUUAGUAACCAAGGCUCCUUGGUCCUGAUCUCGAGUGCUCCGUCACAAGAGCGCAGCAACGGAGCAGCGACCUCCGGGACCUACUACGUCGUUGGCAACAUCUCUUCAGAUGCCCAACGCCUCGUGGCUGAAAGACUGGCAUCCUGCUUGGCUGAGAAGGGCGUGGCAGCCAAUAUCGCUACGAUCGAGCAAUACGCUCAGUCCACAGCGGGAGCCAGUCAACAAGAGAUUUCCGAGAGUACUUGUAUCCUACUCGCUGAGUUGGAAGCACCUCUGCUCGCUUCAGCCAGCGAGGAGGUCUUGGCUGCCGUGAAGACCAUGGUGGCCGGUAAACGGCUGCUGUGGGUUACCAAGGAAGAGACCCCUGAGGCUGCUCUUGUCAACGGCUUUGCCGCAACCAUUCGUCUGGAGAGACCCGAGCUCGAAUUUGUGGCCAUCACUUUCCAAUCGCAAGAGGAUACAGACACCACCGCGGAUAGGAUCUUCGAGAUUGAUCAGAGCGUUUCAUCCAACAAGGGGCCCUACGAAACCUCAUACAAGGUUAUCGAUGGAUCAAUCACCGUUCCACGACUCGUUGAGGCUUCCGCUGUGACGAGACACAUCAAGCAGAUUCCCAACGAGGCCAUCGCCGAAGUUGCUUUUGGAGCAGACCUGAGCCGUCCUCUGCGUCUUCAGAUCCAACACGUCGGCCUACUCAGCUCUCUACGCUUCACUGACGAUCACCUGUAUGCAACUCCCUUGGAAGAGUUCGAGGUUGAGUUCCAGACCAUGGCUACUGCUGUCAACUUCAAGGAUUUGGCCGUAAUGCUUGGCAAGAUCCAGGAAACGCCUGUUGGUCUUGAGGCUGCAGGUAUCGUUACUAGGGUAGGAGCGGGAGUGACUCGCUUCAAGCCUGGCGAUCGUGUCUUCGGCUUCACCUUCAACGGCGCUUUCUCUACCUAUGGCAGAGGCGCUGAGGGCACUCUUGCGAAGGUGCCCGAGAACCAGUCCUUUGCAGAGGCUGCGGUUAUCCCCAUUGUGUAUACGACGGCUUACGCCUGUCUGUACGACAUUGGCGGGUUGGACAAGCGUACGAGACGCGGCCAAAAGUCUACUGUGUUGAUCCACGCGGCGGCCGGCGGUGUCGGUCAGGCUGCUAUUCAGCUCGCUCAGUGUGAGGGCGCCGAGAUCUUUGCCACAGUAGGCAGCCUCGAGAAGCGUGAUUUCCUCGAGAAGACUUAUGGAUUGCCACGAGACCACAUCUUCUCGAGCCGCGACUUGACCUUCAAAGAGGGCGUCUUGAGAAUGACUGGCGGCCGUGGAGUCGAUAUCGUCAUCAACAGUCUCUCUGGUGACACGCUCCGUGCCACCUGGGAAAUCGUCGCACCAUUCGGAUCCUUUGCCGAGAUUGGUUUGUCCGACAUUGAAUCCAGAUCUCGUAUCUCCAUGGGCACCUUUGCCCGCGGUGUGAGAUUUGAGUCUCUCGAGUUGAACUACAUGCGGCAGACAGACAGUGGACGACUCGACGACCUCUUCGCACGCGCCAUGGAGAGUGUUAUCGGCCUUGGUAUUGACCGUAAGACACCCAUCACGAGGUAUCCUGUGUCUAAGAUACAAGAUGCAAUGCGCUUCAUGCAGUCCGGCAAGCACAUUGGAAAGAUUCUCGUCGAGUGCAACCACGACGAUGUUGUCCAGGUGGUGGAGCGUUCACUACCCACGACUAAAUUCACCUCAGACGCAACUUACGUCGUUUCUGGCGGCUUCGGAGGCCUUGGCAUCGAGAUAAUUCGCUGGAUGGCACAACAGGGCGCGCGCAAUAUGAUCGUGACAUCGAGGAAGGGACCUGUUGAUGAAUCGGCAAAGGCUCUGAUUGCAGAACUACAGAGCAACGGCGUCAACAUCGUCACUCCUUGCUGUGACAUCACCGACAAGAAGGCCUUGGAGGAAGCCAUCGUCUUGGCUCUCUCCAAUAUGCCUCCAGUUCGUGGAUGCAUCCAAGCUUCCACAGUGCUUCGCGACAAUGUCUUCACUAGCAUGACUGCAGAUGAGUGGCAUGGAGCCGUUAACGUCAAGGUUGCUGGAAGCAAGAACUUGUGGGAAGUGCUUACCUCCGACUCGACCCUUGACUUCUUCGUCAUGUUGUCUUCUCUCACAGCCGUUACCGGCAACACAGGCCAGUCAAACUACAGUGCGGGCAACGCGUACCAAGAUGCUAUGGCCAAACACCUUGCAUCUCAGGGUCACAACGUUGUCGCGCUCAACGCACCAGUGAUGAGCGAUGCUGGCAUGGUCGCUGUGAGACCAAUGCUGAGGGAGUAUCUUCUCUCCAUCGGCUGGGCAUACAUGUCUGUCGGGGAGCUCCUCAACGCGUUGGACUACUACUGUCGCCCCACGAAGCCAGGCCAGGGCAAGGAGAUAAGCACCAAGGACGCCCAGGUCAUUCCUAUGCUCUGGCUCCCCAAGUACUCGGCAGACGAGGGCGCGGAGCAGCCCACUUGGCAGCACGAGCCGAUGUACAACCACUUGGUUCUGCACAGCGAUCAUGGCGGCAACUCUUUGCCGGGGAAGCACAGCUCCGGCAAACGAUCAACUGCCGACCUGAUCGCGGCAUCAGAGUCGCUGAAGCAAGCUGAGCAAAUCGUUCUAGAUGCCUUACUGGCGCAGUUGUCCAAGAUUCUCAGCUACGAGUUGGUCGAUCUUGACCCAUCAAGACCCCUGAACGUCUACGGCGUCGACUCGCUUGUGGCUGUAGAGCUUCGAGUGUGGAUGACAAAGGAGAUUGGAGCUGAUCUUUCAGUCUUUGAGUUGACUAGCGGUCAACGUAUUGCACAACUCGCUGGAAAAGCGGCAGCUUCUUCGAGAUUUCUGCCGAAUCUGAAGGAAGAGUGAAAUGUUGAGCCUUGCUGUACUUGAUACUCUAUGGCAACUCAGUCGAUGGAACGGACUGGCGCGAA